This is a messenger RNA of Saccostrea echinata, 1829 nucleotides long. RefSeq names its product methylthioribose-1-phosphate isomerase-like. The coding region runs from base 11 to 1804 and encodes 597 amino acids. Gene Ontology annotation, molecular function: S-methyl-5-thioribose-1-phosphate isomerase activity. NCBI's taxonomy places the organism in Eukaryota, Metazoa, Mollusca, Bivalvia, Ostreida, Ostreidae. The record is from RefSeq and is a predicted model, not a curated record. The transcript has 10 exons.
GUUUAAGAACAUGACUCUGGAAGCAAUUAAGUACAAUAAUGGAAAAUUACAAAUAUUGGAUCAGCUUCUUCUUCCUAACGAGACUAAAUAUAUCGACAUUUCUUCUGUAGAUGACGGAUGGAAGGCGAUAAAACUCAUGCAAGUACGAGGAGCCCCUGCGAUCGCCAUAGUAGGAUGUCUAAGUUUAGCAGUGGAAUUGAGGAAACUAUCCUUUUUGAACGUAGAUGAAGCAUCCCGAUUUAUUGAGGAUAAGUUGAAGUACUUGGUAACAUCCAGACCAACAGCAGUCAACAUGGACAAAGCAGCGAAAUACUUCAUAGAGAAAACAAAGUCAUUAGCUAACAAGGGAGAUAACUCUGUACAAAAUAUGAUAGAAAAAAUAGUGACUGAAAUAGAAGAAAUGCUUCCAACAGAUAUUGCUGUGAAUAAAACCCUGAGUAAAUUUGGAGCAGAUCACAUAUUGAACAUCUACAACAAACCAGUUGAUGUCCUAACACACUGCAACACGGGGUCUCUAGCGACGGCCGGAUACGGAACAGCUCUGGGUGUAAUUCGAACCUUACAAGAAAGGAAUAAACUGAAUAACGUAUACUGCACGGAGACUCGUCCGUACAACCAAGGGGCACGACUGACCGCUUAUGAACUCGUGUACGAGAAAAUGCCUGCCAUUUUAAUCUGUGAUAGUAUGGCGUCAAUGUUGAUGAAACGCAAAGGAGUAUCGGCGGUGGUUGUGGGCGCUGAUCGGGUGGUUGCCAAUGGGGAUACUGCUAAUAAGAUCGGAACCUAUCAGUUGGCUAUUGUAGCAAAGCAUCACGAAGUACCAUUUUACGUUGCAUGUCCUUCAACUUCGUUUGACCCAAAGCUAAAGAAUGGAGAUGAAAUUCGAAUAGAAGAAAGACCACACGAAGAAAUGACACACAUUAAAGGAGUUUCUAUCGCUGCACCAGGAAUCAAUUGCUGGAAUCCUGCUUUUGAUGUGACGCCCGCUUCUUUGAUAACUGGGGGGAUCAUAACAGAGUUUGGUGUGUUCAAACCCUCUGAGCUAUUGGACAAACUAGAACCACUAUUACAAAAUCAGCAAUUACAGAGUGGAAAUUCCUCGUCGUUAAUAUAUGGACUGACGACGGACGGGUGCGAGGAUGGAUGGACGUUCUAUAAACACUUGUGCUACCAAAUAAAUCUAGAUCCAUACGGACUCAGUCAAAAGGAAGCCGGCGCUGUCUGUGUGUCGAAGAAUGCGGCUCUAUCCAGUAUAUGGGACAAGAAAGAAAGUCAAUUCAUUGCCCAAGAGUUGCUCAGUAUAACUAAUGCCAAUCGCGCAUGGAUUGGUCUGAAGCAAGAGAAGCGGGAAAAUAGGUACGUCUGGACCUGGGUUGAUGGAUCUAUCGCAGACACCGCAAGCUGGAAAUAUGGAGACACAGAGGACACUGUUGGACUGUGUGGAACCAUCCUCCGAGAUGGAACUCUGGACCUACAGAACUGUACGGAAUCCAUCCAGUUCUUUAUAUGCAAGAAAAAUCUUAAAAUGUGGUAUGUCGUCAGUGACAUAUUUGAAAAUGAAUACCGUGAUGAAGAUUUCAGUAAGGAACCACAGAAGUUAAUGUUUGAGAGGGUGUGGACUCCAAAACUGGAAUACGUUCAUGAUUAUCUGAAACACCUAGCCCAGACGACGGUCUCCAAGGAAACGGACUGCGCAUAUAAAUGCUUCCGGGCUGAUGCAUGCAGGGCUUUUUCCAUCCAGUGCAAAGUCAACUGGAAAUGUGAAAAGUAUGACUGUGAAGUUUACCGUCCAAUUACUUUAUGAAUAAAAAUCAUUUAAUUUGACUUUU